AUGAGUGUUGCUACAGUAUUAGAAGCCUCUCCGAUUACUCCGAUUAACGAACAAGCCGAUAGUGCACAAAAUGUGGAUUUGCAGCGAGAAGCCUCAAAAAAAGAAAAAGAAAGACAAAAGAAAGAAAUAAAAGAACAAAAGGCGCGAGAAAAAAAAGAAAAAGAGAAAAGAGAAAAAGAAAGAAAAGAGAGAGAAAAACGAGAAAAGAAGGAAAAGAAAGAACGUAAAGUAACAAAUGAAUCAUUACCUCAAACUCAAAGUGCAGAUUCUGAAACAACACUUGUUCCAGAAAAUACAAAUACUAAGGAAUUAAAACAGAAAGCGUCUCUUCCUUCUCUUGAUACUAAAUUGCCCGAUACAUCGAAUUCUGCACCUAAUUCUCCAAUACCUGUUUCGCCAACCAAACCAACUAUUAUCACCAAUCCUUUGAUAUUAAAUCAUGAACAAUCAAUCAAUUCACCGUCUACAUUUUCGCCAAUUAAGUCUCGAGAAACUCCCGAAAAUGAAAAUCCUUUACAAGUAAAUACAACUAAUUUACAAUCUGUACCUCAGAGUCUUGAAAGUGCAAUAAGUGAUGCGACACAAUCAAAUAUUAACGAUAUCACGGAGGAAACUUCCUCCACAGAAAUCGAUUCACUGCCGAUUAGAAAUUGGUCGAGUGCCAUCGGGCAAGUACGAGGAUUUUUCUCUCGUACUGUAGAGAAAAUCAAUCAAAAACUCGAUGAACUCGAUGAUCAAUUGACAGAUCAGUAUAGCGAUGAAGAUUUGGAAUCCGAAGGUUCAUCUAUUCACGAAAAUUCACCUACUUCAACAGCAAAUUUACCAAACCAUGAUGCUCCUCAACCAGUACCAUUAACUCGUGAACAAUCAAUCGCUGAACAAAAACAGCAACGCCAAGAAUUGCUGGGAAAUACACCGGAGGAUAAUCCAGCACCUGUCCGAGGUCAGAAAAUGAAUCAAUUGAGCGAUAAAUUGGAAAAUAUGAACAGUGCGAGCUCUGAAUUUGCGAGAAUAGCGAGAGAAAUCGCAAAAAGAGAGGCUAAUAAAAAAUGGUACAAUAUUUUUUAA
Molecule: messenger RNA, 1068 nt
Organism: Ambispora gerdemannii
Lineage: Eukaryota; Fungi; Glomeromycota; Glomeromycetes; Archaeosporales; Ambisporaceae
Source: the annotation of a GenBank genome assembly